CUGGACUCGAUCCACUCAGACCGAGGAGCCUGACGGUGUGAGAGCCCUGUCAUUUUGCUAGGCCGCCACGAGCACGAGCCUUGAGGACACCUUGAGGAAGCGGGCGCGUCUCGCAGUCCUCCUUCUUCUCGUUCUUUCCCUCCCGCUGGCCAUCCCCGUUUCCCAGCGAAGUCAACCACAGUAGGCACACGAACCCCGCAAGCAAGCACCAUGCCCAAAUACACAUUGGCCAUCUCAGCCGACCUCGAGAACGUAACCAACCUCAAACCCCAGGACGUCAAGGAAUACGACUGGAAAAUCAAGUUCAAAUGCUUGAAAUGCCAGGAAGAUCACAAAGGCUUCGUGGUGGUGAACGCCUCGGAGGAGGUGGAGCAAGCCAACACGCGUGGAGUGGCGAACUUGGUUAUGAAGUGCAAGUCGUGCAAGAAUGAAGGGACUGCGAACAUCCUCGUAGAAACCCUAAAACCCUACCAGCUUCAAUCAAGCGGCAAAUUCGCACCUAUAAUACAGAUCGAAUCUCGGGGAUUGGAGCCGGUAGACUUUGGCGUUGCGGACGGCUGGCAAGCAGAAGGCGCGGAAUCCGGCACCCCGUUCAAGGACAUCCCAUUAGGCGAAGGCGAGGAGUGGGCCGAGUACGAUGAGAAGGCGUCGGAGCCGGUGGGGAUCACGGAGGUCAAGGGGCGCGUGGAAAAGGCAUGAGCCAGUCGACACAGGGUUUCACAGAGAAAAACGCU
Molecule: messenger RNA, 734 nt
Organism: Fimicolochytrium jonesii
Lineage: Eukaryota; Fungi; Chytridiomycota; Chytridiomycetes; Spizellomycetales; Powellomycetaceae
Exons: 5
Coding region: 211-699 (162 amino acids)
Molecular function (GO): zinc ion binding
Source: RefSeq, a predicted model, not a curated record